Molecule: messenger RNA, 2896 nt
Organism: Echinops telfairi (small Madagascar hedgehog)
Lineage: Eukaryota; Metazoa; Chordata; Mammalia; Afrosoricida; Tenrecidae
Gene: ELOVL5
Product: ELOVL fatty acid elongase 5
Exons: 8
Coding region: 198-1097 (299 amino acids)
Biological process (GO): fatty acid elongation, saturated fatty acid; fatty acid elongation, polyunsaturated fatty acid; sphingolipid biosynthetic process
Cellular component (GO): endoplasmic reticulum; endoplasmic reticulum membrane
Molecular function (GO): fatty acid elongase activity
Source: RefSeq, a predicted model, not a curated record
GACCCCGAUUGGCUGGCGGCGCCAUUGUGACGUCACGGUCAGCCCACGUUCCGAUUGAAGAUACCCGGCGCCUUCCUCUUCCCAUCGCCCCGGUUGCCCGCUGCCUGGCCCUCCCUCCGACAUCCUCUCCUGCCCGGCGGGACACGCUCGGAGCCCUGCACCCCGGGCGCCUCUCCUCGGACCGAGAGGUUUUUAAAAUGGAACAUUUUGAUGCAUCACUAAGUACCUAUUUCAGGGCAUUGCUUGGCCCCCGAGAUAACAGAGUGAAAGGAUGGUUUCUUCUGGACAACUACAUCCCGACCUUGAUCUGCUCCAUCGUCUACUUGUUAGUAGUCUGGCUGGGACCCAAAUACAUGAAGAACAGGCAGGCCUUCUCCUUCCGGGGGAUUUUAGUGCUGUAUAACCUUGGGCUCACCUUGCUGUCCCUCUACAUGUUCUGUGAGUUAGUGACAGGAGUGUGGGAAGGCAGAUACAACUUCUUCUGUCAGGGGACGCGCAGUGCAGGAGAAUCAGACAUGAAGAUCAUCCAUGUGCUCUGGUGGUACUACUUCUCCAAGCUCAUCGAGUUCAUGGACACCUUCUUCUUCAUCUUACGCAAGAACAACCACCAGGUCACGGUCCUGCACGUGUACCACCAUGCCUCCAUGCUGAACAUCUGGUGGUUUGUGAUGAACUGGGUGCCCUGCGGCCACUCGUACUUUGGUGCCACACUGAAUAGCUUCAUCCACGUCCUCAUGUAUUCCUACUAUGGUCUGUCGUCCGUGCCUUCCAUGCGUCCGUACCUCUGGUGGAAGAAGUACAUCACUCAGGGGCAGCUGCUCCAGUUCGUGCUGACCAUCAUCCAGACCAGCUGCGGGGUCAUCUGGCCUUGCUCCUUCCCUCUGGGUUGGUUGUACUUCCAGAUCGGCUACAUGAUUUCUCUCAUUGUGCUCUUCACCAACUUCUACAUUCAGACUUAUAACAAGAAGGGGACCUCACGGAGGAGAGAGCCCCUGAAGGACCACCAGAACGGGGCCGUGGCCGCUGUGAACGGACACGCCGACAGCUUCUCCCCGCUGGGAAACCACGUAAAGCCACGGAAGCAGCGCAAGGACUGAAGACCCAGGCGGCAAGGCUGCGAACCGCGUGUCUGAUUGUGAGCACAAUGCGUUGUGCCCCCACGCUCGUUAACCGCUGCUGUUCCUAGUCGGCCUACAAUAGUGAGAUUCAUGUAGGCCUCCUUCAUCAGUUCCAGACCCCCUAGACGAGGUCUACCGAUUAUUCCAGUAGGCAUACGAUUUUUAAUAUUUCUGGGCUCGCAUCCCUGCGCUACACUGUGGAGAAGGAAGGGAGUGUUAUCGUAGUAUUUGACACUGCUGUUGCCUUAUUAGUUUUAACAUGAUAGGUGCUGAAUUGUGGUUCACAAUUUACAAACACUGUAAUCCAAACUCCCCUUUUGUCCCCCCUCCUUUUUUUAACUUGUAGGUCAUGCACGUGAUUGUAAAUGUGUGUACAAUGUUGUUACCAUAGAGAAACACACAUGCCUUAAAAAUCUACAAAAGCGGGGCCCAAAGCUUAUUCGUUAAAAUUAGGGAAGGUGUCCAGUUUUUAGCCAUUUUGUAAAAAAAAACUAUAGCUCGGCUCAGAAAAUUCAAAGUCUGGCAUUUGUGAAACAACAAGCGCGUGAUGCGAAAUUUCCAGCGGCCUGCAUGUGGGCAAGCAGAAAUGGUGCCAGGGGGUUUGUAACACUGGCUUUGAAGUCAAGCAAGGCUCCAACCCAGCGACACAGUCAGUAUAACUUUUUAACAGAUCUUAUUUUUUUAUUUUGAGUGCCACUCUUAAUAAUGUAAAAAAAAAAGGUUAAAAAUAAAGGUUGAAGGGGACUCUAAACUAGUCUUGAUGAUGAAGCUUUAAAAUAUAUAUAUUCUUUGUCUUCGAGACUUUAGGUGUAGCCGGGUAACUAGGCUGUGUUUAAUUUCUGAAGCACUAAGUGUUUUUAUUCAGGAAGCCAAGCCCAUUUUACUUUUCCAAGUGUGAGAGAGGAUGCGUACUGGUCGAAGGUGAUGCUUGGAUGCGUGUUACUUCGAUAGCCUUAGUGAUGAAGAGAGAGGAAGUGGUUGCCAGGGUCCAAAUAUCAGCUUGUUUCUGUACUGCUGUCUGUCUUGACACAAACUUCCAGUUGAAAUGUGCCUAGCUUACCCAAACGGAUUUGACGGGGUGGGGAGAAGGAUGUUAGAAUGUGUAAGGUAAAAUUAAACAGAUAGUCACAGCGUGUAAGAACUGGGAAAUUGGAUGGAUAUAAUUUGUCUAAUGUAAUUUAAUUGCAAUUUUAGUUUGGUUUUUUUUCCUGCUUAAAAUCUAAAGACUGUGUAGAACUGCCUGUUUAUAAAUAACAUACUGCUUAUAGUAAAGUCAUGCCUCACACACACGAGGCAGGGGUUAAACAGAUUUAAAAAAAAACUAUUCUGUGUGUCAUUUUACAGUGUUGGGAUUUCGCCUUUGAUUACCUUUACUGAAAAAGCAUACAUUGAACCACUCAAAUGACAUCUUAGAAGUCAUUGACAAUGCAUAAACUAGCUGUUGGUUUGAUGUGUAUGUAAAUAUCAGUUUACCAUGCUUUAAUUUUGCACAUUCAUAUUACAGAGAGCCACUUGGUUCCCUUAUUAGUCUUGUGGGUUUUCUGUUUAGAAGGAGUCACAACAUCUGUUUACAUUUACCUUAUCAGCCCUGAAUUGUGUAUAUUUGUAAAUGUAUGUCUUCACUCCUAGGUACUAGUUUGCCAAUGAGCUUGCAUCUGUCGAUUCAGAGACUGUAACAUUCAAUAGUGCUGUUAAAGUGUGCUUAGCUCAUCUGGGUAUACCCACACUGUUACAUAAUGUCCAAACAUUAAUCAUUAAAACAUUUUUGAUGAUCUGUU